AUGCGGCUGGGGAAUGACAAACGCGCUUUGGUCAAGGACCCGAGCGGCACGUCCGUAUUUGAUCUGCAGGUGACAGCGAGGCCCCCCUCCCCCCCGGCCCCGGCCUCUGUUUGCACCCUGCCCCCGGAGGAAGCUGCUUUCGGUGCUGGAACAGGAAGUCGCCUGGGUGUGGGUGUCUCCUGGGAACAGCCUGUUCUCCACGGCCUGCAGAGAGGCUCCCGGCGGCGGCCGUGCGGAAGGCAGGGCCUGCCCCUCGCAGGCCCCGUGUGGCUGGAGGUCUGGGGGCGAGGUGGCUUUCCCUCCAGGGACAGGUGGGAGCUGGUUCCAGGGCACGACGAGGGGCCUCACCAUCGGUCACCCCCAGCCCAGCAGCUGGAAGCCCCCAGACCCUGGCGGAAGUGGCCACAAUGCCUCCCUGAGCAUCGGUCUUCGUGUGUCCUGGGGACGGUCCUGUCACUGAGUCAGCGUUCACUUCCGGGGGAUCCCCGCGUUGCCGAACCCUGUGUGCACGAGCCCGCCACCGAGGCCAGCAGCGUCCCGCGCAUGGCCCAGCGUCCUCUGGGGCCCCGAGACUCUGAGAAGAUUUCGUCACCAGGAGCUUUUUCUGGAUACUACCAAGCCACCCGUUUUCGACGUAGUGGAAUUUUUGCGUGUCCAUCGGAAAUGCUGUUAGAAAACCAGAAUCAGGCCAGCCCGGCUCCUGGAUCGCCUCACCCGUCCGCAGUGCCGUGGGACUGUCCCUCCACGGCUGCCCCCAGGUGACGAUGGCCGCGUGAGCGUCCGCCAUGGCCAACCGCAAGCGUCAGAGCACAGUAAGCAGCAUGCUGGAGCACAGGCCGAGGCCGGGCCGGGAGCCCGAGGGCCAGGG
Molecule: messenger RNA, 868 nt
Organism: Pteropus alecto (black flying fox)
Lineage: Eukaryota; Metazoa; Chordata; Mammalia; Chiroptera; Pteropodidae
Exons: 6
Coding region: 1-762 (253 amino acids)
Source: RefSeq, a predicted model, not a curated record